Gadus macrocephalus (Pacific cod) is the source of this 1286-nucleotide messenger RNA. RefSeq names its product tigger transposable element-derived protein 6. Gene Ontology annotation, cellular component: nucleus. Bases 1 to 1281 code for a protein of 426 amino acids. The transcript is spliced from 2 exons. Lineage: Eukaryota; Metazoa; Chordata; Actinopteri; Gadiformes; Gadidae. Gene Ontology annotation, molecular function: DNA binding. The record is from RefSeq and is a predicted model, not a curated record.
AUGAAGGCUAACGACGGAGACCGAAAACGACGGCGCCCGGGCAAAGCACCUGCGGUUGAGGCUGCCCUGGUGAAGUGGAUUGAUUAUGCCCGGUCUCGCAACGCUCCGCUGAGCGGACCCUUGGUCAGGGAGAAGGCUGAGUCAUUAGCAACAAGUCUCGGAGAGGAGAGUUUCAAAGUUUCUAGCGGCUGGUUUGAGCGAUUUAAAAAGAGGGAGAACAUUGUGUUUAAGAAGCUGCACGGGGAGGCUGCUGAGUACAGUGAGGAAAGCAUCUGGAAUGCUGAUGAAACCGGGAUUUAUUUUCGGGCUCUACCUGACGGCACCCUGACCUUCAAAUCCGACAAUAAAAGAGGGGGGAAAAAAUCAAAAGAAAGGAUUACGGCUAUGUUCGCCUGCUCUGCCGCGGGAGAAAAGAAGGAACUUUUUGUCAUCGGAAAAAGUCAGAGCCCCCGCUGCUUCAAACACGUACGUACACUGCCUGUUCGUUACGCAGCCAAUGCUAAUGCUUGGAUGACCGGGGCUCUCUUUAUGGAGUGGUUAAAGGACUGGGAUCGCAAACUGGGCCAAGAGAGGAAGAGUAUCCUUCUGCUUGUGGACAACUGCUCAGCCCAUAACUUGAAAACAACACUGAGAAACAUCCGACUCGAGUUUCUGCCGAAGAACACGACCUCAAUUCUCCAGCCCUGUGACCAAGGCAUCAUUAGAACAGCCAAAGCUUACUUUCGCAAAGAGAUGGCCCGCUCUGUACUGCGCCAAAUUGAUGAGGGGAACAGAGCAGCUGCUGCAGACAUCGCAAAGAAAAUCAGCCUCCUUGACACGAUUCUGAUGCUGCGGGACGCCUGGGCUGAUGUGGAGGCUUCCACAAUCAGGAAUUGCUGGAGGAAAGGAGGUCUGGUCAUGUCACCAGAGGAGGAACCGACACCUGUUGAUCCACCUGCUGAGAUCAGCACUGACGAGUUUGAGCAGUGGAUCGAAAGUGAUGACAGCACUCCGGUGUCAGAGAUUGUGACGGAUGAGGACAUCAUCUCGGAGGUACAAGAGCGCUUUGGUGCGGGUACCAGUGGUGCGCGCAGCGAGGAGAAGGAGGAGGAUGAGGAUGAAGAAGAGGAGACUGUUGUCCCUUCCAGAGCUGAGAUGAGGAAUGCAGUUUGCAUUUUAAAGACUGGUCUCCUGCAUGUUGGUUUAAAAAACGUUGACAUUUUACAUCGUUUUGAAAAAGAAGUGAACUCGGUGUUGGACAACACUCUGAUCCAGGGAACCAUGGAUAAAUAUGUUAAGUGAUUUCU